GGGUCUGAUGCUAGAAGUUCUUACAUGGCGGGCCAGACAAAGUCAAUGCCGGCAACAACGGACUCCUACACAUAAAUUUUUUAAUUCACCAAUUGUUUCUCUUCUAUAAUUAGCCCUCAUCACUCAAUUUCUCAAUCUCAGAUUAUAAUUCCACAAACGAACAAGAAGAAGAAGAAGAACACAAGAUAACAAUGGAGAGUAACAACAACGAGAAGAAGAAAGUUGCAAGACAAUCAUCAUCCUUCAGACUACGUAGCCCAAGCCUAAACGCACUUCGUCUCCAACGAAUCUUCGACUUAUUCGACAAAAACGGCGACGGAUUCAUAACCGUCGAAGAGCUAAGCCAAGCUCUAACACGUCUUGGUCUCAACGCUGAUCUCUCCGAUCUCAAAUCCACCGUUGAAUCAUACAUCCAACCUGGUAACACUGGUCUCAAUUUCGAUGAUUUCUCUUCUCUUCACAAAACACUCGACGAUUCUUUCUUCGGUGGAGCUUGUGGAGGAGGAGAAAACGAAGAUGAUCCUUCUUCCGCAGCUGAAAAUGAAUCGGAUCUCGCCGAGGCGUUUAAGGUGUUUGAUGAGAACGGUGAUGGAUUCAUCUCCGCUAGAGAACUGCAAACUGUUCUGAAGAAACUUGGUUUACCUGAAGGUGGAGAAAUGGAGAGAGUGGAGAAGAUGAUCGUUUCCGUUGACCGGAAUCAAGAUGGUCGCGUUGACUUUUUUGAAUUCAAGAACAUGAUGCGUACUGUUGUCAUCCCUUCUUCUUGAUUCUCCAAAAAAACAUUUUUUCUCCAAAAGAUUAUUAUUUUUACUUUUUGUCUUUUAAGUUUGUAUUUUUUCCAGUUUAUGUAAUGAUUGAUUCAAACAUUAUAAACAAAUAAAUUUUUUCUUUUUUGUACUUACUGAAUUUGGCACGAAAAAUUCGUACCAAACGCAUAUUGUCGCCUAUAAACAAUAUUCAAUCUAAUAUAUUUGUUUGAAA
Molecule: messenger RNA, 981 nt
Organism: Arabidopsis thaliana (thale cress)
Lineage: Eukaryota; Viridiplantae; Streptophyta; Magnoliopsida; Brassicales; Brassicaceae
Gene: CML42
Product: calmodulin like 42
Exons: 1
Coding region: 192-767 (191 amino acids)
Molecular function (GO): calcium ion binding
Source: RefSeq, marked reviewed